Molecule: messenger RNA, 5338 nt
Organism: Gaeumannomyces tritici R3-111a-1
Lineage: Eukaryota; Fungi; Ascomycota; Sordariomycetes; Magnaporthales; Magnaporthaceae
Exons: 1
Coding region: 3063-4532 (489 amino acids)
Biological process (GO): positive regulation of GTPase activity; positive regulation of TORC1 signaling
Cellular component (GO): cytosol
Molecular function (GO): GTPase activator activity
Source: RefSeq, a predicted model, not a curated record
GAAGAGCGCGCUACCUUGACCGGUAAUCCGCUCGCGGCCCAUUGGCAACCCAUUGCUCUAAUUUCGGGCAUCGGUGGUUGGUGAGACGCUGGACGCAGGAAGAAACGAGAAGAAGGGUGGAAGACGACGAGGGGCUUUCGACCCUCGAGUGUCCCCAACUUUGGCUACGCUAACACGUGGAGGAACCUCGACUCCUGGUUCCGGGCGGGCUGUUUGCUGAGGUCAUUUCGUUCUGCCCUUUUCGUGUGACGGAUAAUAGCAGCUUGAUGGUAAUCCCGCCAUGGUAAUCCCACCCCGGACGGUGCGCCCCCGUCAGGCAAAGCAACGCAGACUUGACGUCUCCCGUCCGGGCAACAGGGCGGCGAGCAAACAAGCUUAAGACAGCAAACAUUAAGGCCACAGUGAGGCGGCCAGUGGAGGGCGGGCAUGAUUCAGCGUCCGCGUUUCUGAGUUUGCGCAUCCUGGAGCCAGAGGACCCGCUGUCGCGCGAGCCCAACGCCGCAGAGCUGUAGCGCAUUUUCCGGCCCAAUCGCAACCACACCCCAGCAUUUCAUCCCGCCGGGGCCCCGUCCUGCUCCCCAUCAAAGAGCACGGCUCUGGAACUACCUGCCACCGACCCGAUGCAAAUUCGCCGGUCUGGAACGCAAUCUCACUCGUCCUCUGUGCUCCCUCCCUGAACCGACCACCUCGACGACACCUUAGACUCUGCCAUCUUCGACGGCGCCACGAAGCGCUCACCACGUCUGCUGCGUCAUCCGAACGUCGACUCCUCUGUGAAAGGUUUCCCCCAAGGACGGGCCUGCAUCUGGCUGCCCCUGGAUACCUGCCUGUCUGCCUACCUCCCUACCACCUGCCUGCCUUGUAUACCUCUGCACACUUGCCAGAGCCCACCCAACGCACCUCACGGCCCUCAACCACUCAUCGGGCUGCCGCGCAUGUCGCAUCAUUUCACUCAUCUUAAACCCGCUGCUGUUGCGGUGUGAGAGUGGGCACCUGCAUCCCGCACAACCCACCUGCCUCAAUAGCGAGCUCGUCGCCCUUGGUCUCCUUCCGCCCUCUUCUGCACCUCCCCGCCCUCUCUGCCCGUGAUGGCCUCGGCCGGAGCGGUUGAGGCUCGCUAGGACUGGCCGCGCGAGCAAGCGAGAGACCCGACCCCUUCCCAGGAAAAGAAGGAGCAAGUGAGAGAGACACAAAAAACAAAAAAAAAAAAAACGGAGAAAAUCACCAGAACCCUGGGAACCCACUCGACGACACUAGUUUCUUUCCAGGCCAACCCCUCGAUACGACUCUCGCGUCCCCGCUCCUCGUGCUGCUCCUCUGGCUUGGGCUCGCGCUCCUUUAACCUUUUUAACAUUUUCUGUUUCUGUUUCACGGGUCGGUGCGGCAGCUGUGGCCGGUGGCAUCGGUCACAACUGCGCUCGUGUAACUUUUGGGUGCCUUGCUGCUCACCUCUCGCCCAGCAUCGGCCCUGGCUCUUGCCUGGGGGGUUGCGCAGCAAGUAGUUGAUCCAAACAGCCACCCGGGUCGACACAGGGACAUCCCGGGCAGCGAGGAAAGGAGACAGGAAAUCAGACCAAGCACAGCCAACGCUAGAAGCCGACACUUGCGUCCCCUCCACGACUGAGGACGAACAGCAACCAAGCAAAAGCGAGCAAAAAGCAAGCAGAAAAAAAAACCCACCGACCGGCUUACUCUGCAUUUGCAAGCUGAGCUGUAAAGUGGGCGCUGCAGGUCCCGCGGGACCCGGUCACUUACAAGAGCCCUCGGCGGGCAGUGACUAAAGGAAUCCACUCUCCCAUCGACGAGUCUGGCCGGUGCCUCCCUAUCCCUCCGCUCUGCCUCAGAAGCGCGGGAAAAGGGUUCAUCCCGCCUUGUUAGCGAGACGGAGCCACGGCAAACCCUGAUCGGACCAUUCUUUUUUUUUUCCUUCCUUUUCCGUUGGGCUUCCAAUACCCGUCCUCGGAUUACAUUAUUUGCAUGUGCUCCGGCUUCUUGGCCCUCUCUCCCUUCGACUGUCCCUCCCGCCACCCUUCCGUCGACCGCCCAAGCAAAGAAACGUCAUAUUCGACCGUGGUUUUCGUCUUUAUGACCUAUAACGCCGUCCAUAACGAGUUCGCCUGCGCCUCGUCCCACGCCCACACCAACGCCCACCUCCGCCACCGCUGACAAGAGAAACGCGCAAUCCGUGUCCCGGCCCCAGCUAGCCGUGCCAAACCCUCGUUUCUGCUCACCGCAAAUCAUCACGCACUGCGCCAUAGCCUCCUCAGCCGCCUCACUCUCUUGCAAAUUAAAGCACCAGCCAUGACGUCGAUAGUGAGUAGUUCUUUCAGCUCUGUUCUAUCUUGCUUUUUACCCCUUUGCUUUUUUACUCCCUUUUCUUUUUUUUCCUUUCCCCGUUGCUUUUUCUUCUUUUCUUACUUGCUGCACGUGCUCCAUGCCCUCCCUCCUUUCGCUGCCCCCCUCCGGUUGGCUUGCCAAGCUCAGAGCACCCUGUAAUGAACCAUUGGUCCCACUAUCUUUCCUUUCCUUGUAUGGUUUCUCCAUUAUCUUUGUGGUUGGGGGUGGUCGUCUCCGCGUAUCUUCCAAGUUAUCGGCACCAGGUCGCCUCGAGACCCCCACGUUCGACUGGCUAUAAAUGCACCACUUGGCACAACACAUCUGCUUUGCCGGGCACCACUGUCACUGGCACGUGGGUGCGCGUGGCACCGCAGGCGUGUGCUGCAAUUGCUCAGCCGAGAGGAAGUGUGCGAGGUGCCUAGCCUGCUUCCUUGAACCACAUCACGCGUCACCUGCCAUUUUUGCCCUCCCUUCUCACCGCUGUCCCAGAAUGGGACGUUCCAUUCCGAUUCGGUCCUGGUGAAAGUGCCGGGUUGCUCACCUGGGCCUGGACUCGCUAUCUGCACCAAUCCUCCCUUUCCUUCACCAUAACUACACACACACACACACACACACCAAGAUUGCCCUCUAUUUUGAACUUGUCGCUUUUCUAGUCUGGCAGCGCCGGUCAGCCUGCUUCCUUGUCGCCAAAUGCCUUGUUUCGACUGUCAGAUAACAAGAGCAAAAUGCUAAUCUCAGGAGUGCAGCUGUGCUUGGCGCACUACUGCGACGUUCAUGGGCCAACUCCUCUUAUGGUGACCGAAGGGCUACCCGUGGCCUGCUCUACGUGCUACGAGGACGAUACGGUGGAUUUUCCGGCUACCAGCGACCGUCUGCAGUCCGGAGCCCAGUGGUCGCAACAGAUUUCGGCGCCGGCAGCCACUGCCAUUACCGAUGCACUGCAACAGAUCAACCCGACCGCGGCCCACCGAAGCUCCUCGACACCGGCAUCGGAGCGCGAUGCGCAAGGACACCGGGCCAGUCUGGUGCGGAGCAUCUCGCACACGGUCACGCCCCCGGCAUCUGCCGUGGAGAGCCCGCCAGUCAGCCCGCACCCGGCGCCAAAUCGGGAUUCGGGCUUCCGACGCACCUACGACACGCGUCGCGCGAACCCUUGCGAUAACUGCGCCAUGACUCUACCUCGUCGCCAGGAGGGCGCGUCCGAGGAUGCGAGAAUCGGGCCCGGCGGCCCGACCUUGCGCACGCGAGCACCCUACGCGCGCGUCUACGACUCGGGCGCCACAUCCCCAAGAAGCUCGCAGACUACGUCGUCUUCCUCAUCAGACACGGAAGAGGCAGGAGGAGGUCGCGCCCCGCAGCGACAAACCCCGACAUACGGCCAUCGCCGGACCGGGACUCUGACGUCGACCACGUCUCGCUCCAGCGCCAGCAGCUCGACCGCGAGGAGGAGCCAUACGCACUUUGUCAACUACACCUCGACCCACGAGCCUGGCGAGGUGUCAUUCAAGAUGGUGCGUAACUCGUGCCUGCGGACCUUGUCCUUCGAGAUGCUCCCACGCAAUCCUGCCGCGUCCGGGACGAUGGGUUACCAGGGGAUGGCGCCCAGCACCGGCGUUCCGGCUCCGCCCCCUUCCUUCGUCACGACGCACAGCACAGGCGCGGCCGCGUCGGGCGGACCCAUGUUCUUCGGCGACCCGGCCGCCGGCUAUACGACGGCCUACAUCUUCCGCAUCCCGGACGUGCACGCGCGCGGCCACAAGCGCGUCUACGCGCUUCUAGCCCUUUCUACGCACCGCGAGCGCCAGGCAAUGAAGCCCUUCGGUUUCAUCGCUGCCGCCUUCCGCGACCUCGCCGCUUGGAUCCAGGGCAUGGCCGAGGCCGAGGCCGAACGCGCCGCCGACGGAAGUGGGAACUCGAGCCCCGUGGUCGUCAACCCAAACUACGGUGCCAUGCCACCUCCCAACAUCCCCACCUUUGACCGCGCGACGACGGCGGUCGCCCCGGGAACUAGCAGCUUCUUUGCCGCGGCUGGCAACGGCAUCUCGCGGCGCAUGGGUUCGGGCUUUGCGGGAAGCGUCAGCGCCCCCAAGGCUCGCGGCCUCCCCGAGGUUGUUGGCCAGCCCGACUUCUUCCUCGAGCUGCACACGCGCUUUGUUCGCCUUCUCCUGGAGCUCAGUGUCGUGCUCAACUCGUGAGGCAGUCGGUAAGCAAAGGCUAUUCAGCAGUCUGCGUUAUAGAAUCAUCCUCAGAGAAGUCACGCGUCACCCAUGCAAAGCAACAGUCUCGAAGACACCAACUGCGCUUGUAUACACUAAACUGUACAACAAGAUUAACGACGACUACGACGAUCAUCAACUGUAUCAACAAGCAUGGGUCAUGGAGAGCUUUUCGCAAGUUUCAGCGUUUAUUCUGUUUUCGUUUUUACCUCGAGUUUUAUUCCGAAACCCCUUCGUCUGUUGCCUUGCAUGCAGAAGCAGAAGAACAGCAACUUUGUGUGUCGCAGAAGCAUAUCGAGGGGCAAAUUUUCUUUUCUCGUAAUGAUUGAUUUUUUCAAUGGGUAAUGAUGGGUGGUGAAGCGGAGCGCGUGGAAAAGGCGCGCUGGCCGCACCUUGUGGAGUUCAGGGUUGUCAAACAUUUUGCAGUUUGCCGAAGAGCUGGGAUAGUUGAUAUAGCUUGCUCGGGCUGAGCGAUGUGGGGUUGAGCAGGGCGUUUUGAGCAAUGCGGGAUUUUUUUUUUUACCCUUCGACUUUGUUUGCUUUCUUUUUUUCUGUUCUCUAUGCUUCAUUUCCCUGAUAUCCAGCGCACGAGCCAUUUUCACUUUUGCUAUUUCCUCAGUGGUCGGGGCUGCCGGCUUGCAGAGAGAUUCGGGUACGUAGAUGGGCAAGACAGGUAGAUAGAAGGACCGGAUCAGGGCAGGAUAUACCCAGGGAUACAACAGCGAUGGAAAUAAUGAACUGCCGUCACACCUUCCCCCUAUGUUCCGCUCUCGAGUGGCCUUCCC